Rhincodon typus (whale shark) is the source of this 828-nucleotide messenger RNA. Its product is annotated as probable G-protein coupled receptor 139. Gene Ontology annotation, molecular function: G protein-coupled receptor activity. NCBI's taxonomy places the organism in Eukaryota, Metazoa, Chordata, Chondrichthyes, Orectolobiformes, Rhincodontidae. Gene Ontology annotation, biological process: G protein-coupled receptor signaling pathway. The transcript has a single exon. The record is from RefSeq and is a predicted model, not a curated record. The coding region runs from base 1 to 828 and encodes 275 amino acids. Gene Ontology annotation, cellular component: membrane.
AUGGCAGUGACGGAUCUCCUGGUCAUUACCACCGCGGUGAUAUUAAAUCGAAUUCCAGCUAUUUAUUUUCCCGGUAGUUUCAUGUUCAUUACCCCAGUGUGCAGUUUCAGUAUUGCACUAAUUUAUGCAUGCAGAGACAGUUCUGUAUGGUUAACUGUGACUUUCACAUUUGAUAGGCUUGUGGCCAUUUGUUGCCUGAAACUGAAAACAAAAUAUUGCACUGAGAAAACAGCAGCUGUGGUCAUAGGAAUGGUUUGUGUGCUAGCUUUUUCAAUUAAUAUCCCCUGGUAUUUUAUGCAUGAACCAGUUUACGUAAUUGACAACACACCAUGGUUUUGUAGACAGAAGAAUAUACGUUAUACUUCACCUCUAUGGACAGCAUUUGAUUGGUUUGAUCGUAUUGUAACUCCUUGUCUCCCAUUCUUCCUGAUUGUUUUGUUUAAUGCGGUGACUGUUAGUCACAUUCUGAAGGCAAGUAGAGCCCGUAAAAGACUCUGUGCCCAAAGAAAUGGAGAGAAUAAGAGUGAUCAAGAGAUGGAGAGCCGCAGAAAGUCUAUCAUUUUACUAUUUGCAAUAUCUGGUACUUUCAUCAUUUUGUGGAUGACAUAUGUUGUGGAGUUUCUUUGGCAUCGAUUUGCAAAGAGUUAUAUCAUUCAUGGUUUUGAUGACCCGAAAUUCAUUUUUAUAGAAAGUGGAAAUAUGCUUCAGCUUUUAAGCUGCUGCACAAACUCAUUUAUUUAUGCAGUAACACAACGUAAGUUCAGAGAACAAUUAAAUAUUAUGGUGAAAUGUCCAUUGAGUCUAAUUGCUAAAUUGUGCAAAAAAUGA